AUGCAGAUGUGUGUUAGAUCUUAUCUUAUCAGAUCAUCUUAUCUAAACGCCAGUACCCUCAAUUCGUCAUCCGACUACCCGUCUCAGCCGCUCGAGGAGGAAUCCUACACAGACGAGCUAGAAGCUAUCGUGCUCCAAGCCGAGGAGACCAGGCAGAGAUUUGACGAACAGGGAGUUGUGAUUAGACACCGUCAAUUGAGUUUAAGAUCGGCUUUUAGAAGCAGUAGUUUACCGCCUGAGACGCCAACUAAAAGCUCGAAAAAUCGCAAAAACAUCUGGGCAACCCCAACAUCUCCACUUGCUUCAGAAGAUAUACCGUCCUCAUCCCAAACAACACCACGAGCAGUAGUGGCAAUGCAAUCAACACUUGCAUUCCCCAGCUCUUCGCCUCCGGCCGCACCCCCGGCGGCCAAACGUCAAAAGGUCAUAGCGCCGAACGAUUACACUUUCGAUUAUCCAGAUUCUGAUGAGGAGGACGCACUGAUGCGUCAGGGCGUCGAUGAAGAAGAGGGCGAGGAUUCACAACGACUGCCCGGAGAAUCCGAAAAGGAAAAUGCUCUGAAGACUCCAACCGCACCCCUGAGGCCGGUAUUCAACUUGCCGUUAUCGGGUGGGCUGUUUAGUAAAAAGUUUACGCCUACCGCGACGAAAUCAUCAUACUCAAAACCUACGGAAAUAGACCUCACGACCGAAGAUUCUGCGCCGGAUGUGCCGAGGAACUUCCGGGCAGAAUUGACACCCCCGCCCCAACUUCCACCGGCAAAUCAAGAGUCGUUUGAAGCAUUCAAGGCUACGAUGAAGUCUGCGCCUAGAGCUAGUGUACCUAAGCCUACAGCUCAGGUAGUUUCAGCUUCUGUAUAUUCGUCUAUCACUGUCCCUAUUAUACUUAGCUCGGGGGAGACCCUCCAUGUUAGAAAAAAGGCGCCAAAAAUAGGUCCUACAAGAGAAAGCUUCGGUCUGUCUUCCGGGGCCGUUGGGGGUGAUUCUGGAGAAGGGUUAGACGAGGGAUUAAAGAAGAGUUACUUCGGAGUUGAUAUCAGCUCUUUACUCAGCGAUUACAACGCCGAGAAACGCAUACAGAAAAUACAGCAAGAAAAAGCUGCACUGAAGGCUGCUGACAAAGCCGCCGACGAGGCUCUCGCUGCUGCUCUCAAAACCGAUUUGGAGAUUUCAGGUACGAAAUGUAAGAAGACACAGCUUUGGACUGAAAAGUACCGCGCGAAGCGCUUCACGGACCUCGUAGGAGACGAGCGGACACAUAGACAAGUGCUACGGUGGUUCAAGAGGUGGGAUAAAAUUGUCUUCCCAUCUGCAAAUUCCAAAGCAAAAAAGACGGAGGAGGGUGACGAGCGAGAACUCCGGAAAAUUUUACUUAUUCACGGCCCUCCUGGGCUGGGAAAAACAACUCUAGCGCACGUGGCUGCGAAACAGGCAGGCUAUGAGGUUGUUGAGGUCAAUGCCUCCGACGAUCGCUCUGCAGAAGUAGUGAAAGGCCGUGUAAAAGAUACCCUUUCUAAUGGGGGUGUCAAGAGUAUGGGGAUGGUGACCAGCGCUUCCAAUUGUGCAGUAACAUUAGGCAAGCCAGUUUGUCUAGUUGUUGACGAAAUUGAUGGUGCCUCCAGUGGAGGGAGCGAUGGCAGCUUCGUAGGUGCACUCGUCGAUCUAGUGCUAUCUGACCAGAAAGGAUCUAGUGUUAUUGCACCUGGAGUCACAAAGAAUAAGAGGAAGAAUGAAAAGGAAGAAUUGUUCAAGUUGCAGAGGCCGGUAGUGGCUAUCUGCAAUGACCUUUAUGCCCCUGCAUUGAGGGCAUUGAGGCCCUUGGCGGAAAUCGUGUAUAUGCGAAAACCACCGGCAAAACUGAUGGUAGGCAGAAUCAAGAAUGUGUUGAAUACCGAGGGGUUUAGGGUAGAAGAUGGAGCAGUAAGGAGAUUAGUAGAGCUGAGUUGUACGGAUAGUGCUGGAAAGGCUGGCGGAGACAUGAGAGCUGCCAUGGUAGGGUGCGAAUGGAUCGCAGCUCGGCUGCGAGCUACAGCAGAGCCAAAUAAAAUCCCGAGCGAGAAGAAAUACCUCACACGGAAAAUGGUAGAGGAAGAGUUUGGUGAGGGCGGGCUCGGAGACACAGACGGUAAAGGAGGGAGUAGUGGAAGAGGGAGUGUUAAAGAAGCAGUGGAAAGAGUUUUCUAUACUGAAGAAGUGAUGAGAGGUAAAAAGGAAACAAACGCUAACCACAAAAAAACCAACAUACAAAAUCUGCGUCAGCUGGUGGAAGGGAUAGAUGAAUUCGACAAGAUCAUGUCAGGUUGCUUCGCGACAUAUCUCACACGCCCUUACAACGACGACCCAUACUUGACGAAACCCAACGCCGCGAGUGAAUGGCUCUGGUUUCAGGAUCUUUUGAGCGAAAGGGUUUUUCAAGAACAGGAUUAUGAAUUGAGCGGAUAUCUCUCAAGUCCGAUUCUUGCAUUUCACCUUCUUUUUUCUAGUCCUAUACGACAGAAGGCUCCGCAGAGCAAGUACAAUCGUAAGGACCACGAAGAAGAGGAGGAGAUGGCACCAUUUUCAGGACCACAAGCAGAAUGGGAGGUCCGUGAGGGCACCAAAGAGCACAAAGCCCUAAUAGCAAGCGUACAAACAUGCAUAAAAAAAAGCGAAAUAAGGCUGCAUGAAGCCUUCCAUGCUGCCGAGAAUGUAGUUAUGGAGCUUGCGCCAUGGGUAUCUCGGAUCCUUUCUCCGAAUAUAAAACCAGUUGUGAUCGGCGGGUCUGGGCCCGAGGGAGGAGUGGCAAGUGUAAGACGAGAAGGAGAAAAGAAACUUGUUAUGAGAGGUGUACAGGUCAUGAUGGGGUUGGGCGUAAUGUUCGAAAGGGUAAAGGUUGAGGGAAUUGGUAGCGGAGGAUGGGGGUGGAUUUAUAGAAUGGAGCCCCCACUCGACUCACUCUCGAUCUUCCGCACAUCUACAAUCCCUCCUGGCGAACUAGCACCAGCUCCUGUCCGCUAUGCCAUCCGUCAAGUGCUCUCUCAAUCUCUCUACAAACAGCGGGUAGCCCAACGCGAAGCGUCCAGACAAGCCCGGAUGGGUACAUCUCUUGAGGCCCCACAGCUUAAGAUGGUGGUCAACCUUGAAAAUAUGUUGAAGCGCAAGAAGAACGAAGUCAAGAAAGACUUUUUCGGGCGUGUCAUAGCCCCCGAUGAACCCCAAAUCGGCGAGGAGGAAGAGGGAACACGCUGUGGAAAGAGAAAGAAGGUACAGGAAGAUAAGAACGAAACAGUGUGGCUAAGUUUUCACGAAGGUUUUAGUAAUGCGGUUAGGAAGGGCGUUACGUUAGAUGAGUUUAUGAGUGGGCUGAUGUAA
Morchella importuna is the source of this 3351-nucleotide messenger RNA. RefSeq lists its product as uncharacterized. Gene Ontology annotation, molecular function: ATP binding; ATP hydrolysis activity; DNA binding. Lineage: Eukaryota; Fungi; Ascomycota; Pezizomycetes; Pezizales; Morchellaceae. The coding region runs from base 1 to 3351 and encodes 1116 amino acids. Gene Ontology annotation, cellular component: nucleus. The transcript is spliced from 5 exons. The record is from RefSeq and is a predicted model, not a curated record.